AUGGUGCGAAAGCUGAAAUAUCAUGAAAAGAAAUUACUUAAGAAGGUCGACUUCAUUUCUUGGGAAGUGGACGAUAAUUUGAAAGAAGUUAAAGUAAUGAGGAGGUUCCAUAUUUUAAAGCGAGAAAAUUUCACAAAGUAUAAAGGUUUAUCGCGUGACAUCCGAGAACUGGCAAGGAAAAUCAAGGAACUUGAUCCGAAAGAUGGGUAUCGUGCAGAAGCAACAUCCAGAUUAUUAGAAAAAUUAUAUUGUCUUGGUUUCAUCUCAUCUAAACUCUCCCUGGAAUUGGCCAACAAAGUAUCUGCCUCAUCAUUCUGCAGGCGACGCCUUCCUGUGAUGAUGGUUCGAUGUCAGAUGGCCGAGAAUCUGAAAACUGCAACCAAAUUUGUUGAACAAGGACAUAUAAGAGUUGGUCCUGAAGUGAUCAAAGACCCCGCUUUUCUGUUAACAAGAAACAUGGAAGAUUUUCUCACGUGGACAGACACAUCGAAAAUAAGAAAACAAGUAUUGGAGUAUAACAAUUUGAGAGAUGAUUUUGACACAAUGUGAAAUAAUAAUUUGUGAAUAACAUGAAACCAGAAAUAAAUCUAUUGUAUGUUUUUUUAAAUUCUUGUUUUAUUUACUUAUUUAUAUUCCUUUCAACUUUUUCCCUGUUUGGUUGAAACAAUUUGAAAACAAACUUGCGAAUGACAAAAUGAAUUUAUUAAAGAUUUCUCUUUUUUUUUUUUCCUUUUUACAUGAAAAUUUGAAAUGUAUCCUGAAGCCAAAACAAAAAAUUUUUAAAGCAGGAAUGUAUUUAUGCUCCCGUUUUAUCUUCUAUACACAUCUGUAGUACACGUUGUUUUGAGUGAAUUUCACAACAAACCCAGCUUGAAGAAAAUAAAUCCCGUUUAGGAAACACAACCUGCCUCUUAAACAAAACAGAACCAUAUUACUUGCUGCUAUGAUGAAAAGUGUUGCCUUCGCCCCUCACUAGGGGGUAGGGAGGGCCAACAGUUCAGGGGUCAGCAAAAAUGGGCAGAUCACACUUGUGUUUGUGUAAUAUAAAACAUUUUUAAAGUUUAAUCUAGCACCCACCCCCAAUCUUGAACUAAAAGGGUUUCAUAUAAAUAUAUUUCAAUUGGUUUUUUUCUCUUCUACAAGUUGAAAAAAAGAUUUACAGAGCAACAGACUAAAAAUGGGAAAUGUCUAAAGACAUCUCAAUGCUUUCUCGUGGCAUCCUUGCCCCCCAAACCCCCACCCAUUAAAAGAAGCAUAAUAUUGACCCAUUUUGCAUUCAGAUCACUGUCACUGCAUAUUUUAUUUGCAUUGAUUUGAAUCAAUCAUGCAAUAUCUCGUAGCCUUGAGAUUUUGAUGCAAUGGUUUAUGUUUAGAAUGAUGUUUUAAGGGCCAGAUCUAGCCAGAAUAUUUGUACUGGAUAUGGCUGGCUAAAGGAACACGGCAGUAACUUCAUAUCUAUCAAACAAACAUUUCGGGUUGAUUGGGAAAUUAACCACCCAACAGCUUUAGUUUGUUUGACUCGAAAUCAGUUUUAAAAUUGAAUUUACACAUGGAGAUUUUUCUGAAAUAAUCAUUGGAUUCAGUAAGUCCAAACUACCCCCAUAUCUGCUUCUCCCCCACCCCCUCCUCUCUACACCCUGAUAAUAUUAAUAUUAAUUUUUUUAGUGGAAAAUUGUUCAAAAACAGAAAAAGAGCUGAAUAAAAGUUUCUCUCAUCAGCAACCAUCAGCACCACAGAAGAUGGAUUGCAAACGUGUACUGAAGAUAAACAAUAAUAUUUUAGAUUAAAGACAACAAACAGGAGCAAAAGUAGUGUAAUUCCUGUCAGAGCAGCAGUAAAAAA
Molecule: messenger RNA, 1842 nt
Organism: Octopus sinensis (East Asian common octopus)
Lineage: Eukaryota; Metazoa; Mollusca; Cephalopoda; Octopoda; Octopodidae
Product: U3 small nucleolar ribonucleoprotein protein IMP3
Exons: 7
Coding region: 1-549 (182 amino acids)
Biological process (GO): rRNA processing
Cellular component (GO): small-subunit processome; small ribosomal subunit; Mpp10 complex
Molecular function (GO): rRNA binding; snoRNA binding; structural constituent of ribosome
Source: RefSeq, a predicted model, not a curated record